UUGGUCAAGACAACGGCCUAUCAAGACGAAAGUUGCAAGAUUGUCAAUUCAGAUGAAUUCAAUAAAUAUAUCAAUAAAUCUCGAAUAAGGAUGAGAUUGACAUUAGUGAUAAUUAUAAUUUUCCUCCUUCACAUCCAUCUUCUUCAUGCUUUCUCCUUAUCUUCUCGAUUUCUCCGUCUUCGAGAUGAUGAAAUUGUGACGAUGGAUAAACGUGGAGGUGGUGCGGCCAGUGGGCACGCUAGUGCCCACAGCAGCUCGUCCGGAGGACGAGCAUCGCGCGGCGGGCAAUCGACAAGGUCGCCUUACAAUACUGCAGGUGUAAUCCCAGUGUAUGCAGCAGGAGCUAUGAACCAUCACAAUAAUGUUGAUAGAAGCCAUCAACAUCAUAAUGACGGAAAUACCGUCAAUUGCAUUUGUUUUUCUUAUUUGAUUUUCAUCAUUUGCAACAUAAUUAUAAUUAUGAUGUAAUUUUUUAGUAGUAUAUCUUGUAUGUAAUUAAAAUCAGAGACGGAGACAUGAUUUAAAGUUUAUGGAACG
Molecule: messenger RNA, 537 nt
Organism: Solanum dulcamara
Lineage: Eukaryota; Viridiplantae; Streptophyta; Magnoliopsida; Solanales; Solanaceae
Exons: 2
Coding region: 91-468 (125 amino acids)
Source: RefSeq, a predicted model, not a curated record